Trematomus bernacchii (emerald rockcod) is the source of this 2035-nucleotide messenger RNA. RefSeq lists its product as uncharacterized. Lineage: Eukaryota; Metazoa; Chordata; Actinopteri; Perciformes; Nototheniidae. The record is from RefSeq and is a predicted model, not a curated record. Gene Ontology annotation, molecular function: protein binding.
UCCGGCGACACGUCUCCCAACACACACCGAGCCGUCUGAUAUUGAUUGAUUUAUUUAAACCUCUGCAGACUUUUCCUUUAAAAGGCAAUGCUUUGACACUUUUGUGACAAACAGAGAGUCAGAGAAGAGGUUUUAAGAUAGCUUUGAAGCUUUAGACGGGCUCCAGAUGGGGGAGGUGAGGAAGCUGCAGAAGAAACUGAGACAGAUUGGGAGUCUGGAAAUAAAAAUCAGUCUUUCCCCAGAGGAGAGAUUCAAGAUCUCCAGGAAGGCGGAGCUGCGUUCCAGAUUGGCUGAGCUUCAGCUGCAGCUUUCUGGCCCGCAGCAAACUCUGGGGAUUGUGGCAGACGGAAAACAGGAGAAGAUGAAAAGACAUGUGGAGGAUGCCCCCGAGGCCUUUCCAUCACAAACGCCCCCAGCCCCGAAGAUCCUUAAAGCAGAGAAGAAGUCCAAAACCCAGGAAACGCCAGCGCCGGCUGCCAGGCAGAGGGAGGCAGGCGGGGGGGCGGAGAGAGACAGACAGCAGGAAAGAACCGCGCCGGCCAAGAUGUCAGAUCACUGCCGGGAAGUCCCAGCAGAAAGAUCCGGAUCUGACACGGAGCAGCGGCAGCAAGAGGCAGAAUUUGCAUGCCUGAAAUCAUCAUGGGAGAAGUCGAAGUUUCGCUUGAGGCUGUUGGAGGGUCACAACGACAUCGUCACCUGCGUGGUUGCUGUUGACAACCUGGUGGUUUCUGGAAGCCGAGACACGACAGUGAAGGUGUGGCACGUUCCCACUGCUGCAGAGGAGCACAAGAACCUGGGGGGUCACACCGGGGGGGUCACCUGUCUGUCUGCACCUCCCCCCGAGUACUGCAAGAGGCUGGCCCGGGCUCUGUCUCUGUCCGAAAAAGAGAGGUUUAUUUUGAGUGGCUCUGCAGACUGCAACGUGAAGAUCUGGGCCCUGAGCGCCGGUCAGUGUGUGAAGUCUCUCUACACGUUCAACGCCGUGACCGCACUGUGCUUUGUGCCAGAAGGAGACGGCUACAUCGUCACUGGAUCAGACGCGGGGAAAGUUCAGGCCUGGAGCUGGCACACUUUCCAGAACUGCCAGUCCAUCAACGCUCACCAGGAAGCAGUCACCUCCAUCCAGGCUCAGGGUCCGCUGGUGUUCGGCGGCUCGGCUGACGGGGGGGUGUCGGUGUGGGAGAACCGGUGUUCGGACCGAGACCCUCUGCGGCUGCUGCACCACUGGGGGGGGGAGGUGACGGGCUGUGGGACGGGGCGGGGGGGGCGUCUCACCCUCAGCCCCCGAGGAGACAUAGUCUUCCUGUCCUACGGCCGAGCCUGGCUCAAGAUCCUGCACUGGAGGACAGGAGCCAUGUCCAGGCUGACCAAUCACAGCAGCAUCACCGGGGUAACAGAUUGUGUGCACCAGACAGGAGGCCUCCUAAUUGGCUCCUGCUAUGACCUGGCCAACGGAGAGAGCUCGCUAAAUCUGUUCUCGCUGCCUCAGUGUCGCUACCUGGCCUCUCUGACCUGGCCCGAUGCUCCCAGAAUCCUUUGCUUUGCGGCGUGGACCACAGGGAGCGGAGACCACCGCUGGGUCACUGGAGGUCGCGACCUCCUCGUGUGGGAGCAGCUCCCCAGCGCUGGGAAGCAGAGGGGUGAUGUCACAGCGAAGAGAGACAGUCGGCUGGAGUCCUGUGUGCUGGAGUCAGAGGGAGACUCAGAAGAUGACGAGGACACGGAUGAUUUCGAGGACGAUGAUGACAACGAAGGAGAGGAGCGGCGGUGUGACGGUGUGGAGGACGGAGGGUCCGGCUCGUGGCUGCGGUGCGUUCUCCAGUGAACGCUGGUUCCUCAUGCCGAGGACACCGCGGCCUGAAGCUAUGGAGAGGAAAUGAGAGGGGGGGGAGUGAAGUGUGACAGAGUGUCGGAGGAGGCAGCGUAUGUGCAGUGAGAGUGUGUGUGUGUGUAAGUGUGUGUGAGUGAUAGGCAGAUUGUUUUCUAUGUAAAUAUUAUUUUCACAUACAAUAAAGCUGUCACCCUGUGACUCUCA